AGCUGUACUACGUUUAACUUUUAUGUUAUCAAUUUGUUUUAUCAGUAAACAAUAACACAACGUUUCUACUUUUGUACGACCUGUUGAAUUUUUAUUUAAAUUGUUUAUUAAUGCAAUGAUAAUAGUUUAAAUUGCUAGUUAAAAAAACAAUUCUGUUUAAUUUAUGCAAUCAUUACACUUUGCUGAAUUUUCUGCUGGCUCAAAACACUCUCAGCAUGGAGGAUUCGAAUUUAAAAUUUUUAAAUUUUUACUCCGUAGUCGAGCCGACUUUUUGGCAUAAAUUGUGUCAGAUCAAACUUGACAAUGACAUGCUCGAGGAGAAAGAAAAGACAAUUACAGGAUCUUUUUUAAACAGCGUUGGAAUGUCGUUUCAUAUCGAUUACACCUCUUUUGAAACUGUCAGUCCCUCUGAGUCAUACUCGCUUGAGAAACUCUGCAAGCAGAACUCAGACGUUACCUCAAACCUGGAGAAAAUGUCGGGGAAAUUAAUUAACAUGAACACACUUCAGAAAUUUAAAGACUUGGACAAAAAUCUGUUGGUUAAAACAGAAAGCCAGCUGAUAUGGAGUAUGAUCAAAUCCGGUGAUGCGAUUCAAGACCCUUCUACAUUAAAUACUUUCAUUCUCAUCACCUUCGCUAACUUAAAGACGUAUGAGUUUUAUUAUUGGUUUUGUUUUCCUGUCUUAUCAUCAUUGAAUUUCACUAUUGUCCAAGGCCCUCAGCUUUUAAACGAAAAAUUUACUAGCGAUCAGAUUCAAUCAUUGUUGACGACACACAGUACUCUUUCUUGUAAUUAUAAAUUAAUAUUUAGUGCUCAGUUAAUAGAUGGCCAGUUAAUUAGCAAGCCCUUGGAGGCACUAGUUAAAUGUUCAGACCCAGAAGCAAAUGACAGUUUAUAUGUUUGCUUGGUUGAUCCGAGCACACAAGAUUGUUCUCCAGGAUGGCCUUUAAGAAACGUGUUAGCACUAAUCGCUUAUCACAGAAAAACAAGUCUCCCAGUGAAUAUUAUAUCUUUAAGAGUUGGUUUACAGUUCAAGUCGAGUUUUGUCAUUAAAAUCAACAUGCAUGGAGAUAUUAAUGACCAAAAGUGGGUCGGUUGGGAGAGAAACAACCGAGGAAAGUUUGGUUCACGGAAAGUCAAUUUGCAAAAUAGUAUAGAUCCUAUGAGACUAGCAGAAUCUAGUGUUGACUUGAAUCUUAAAUUAAUGAAGUGGAGGCUUUUGCCAGAUAUUAAUUUAGAGAUAAUCAAGUUACAGAAAUGUCUUUUACUCGGUGCUGGUACGUUAGGCUGUUCUCUAGCAAGAUGUUUACUGGGUUGGGGUGUUAGGCAUAUAACAUUUGUCGAUAACGGGGAAGUUUCAUUUUCAAAUCCUGUCAGACAAUCGUUAUACAAGUACGAGGAUUGUGACAUGGGUAAAGGGGCUAAAAAGAAAGCUAUUGCUGCUGCAAACGCCUUAAAAACAAUUCUGCCAACAGUGGUUUCAGAAGGUGUUAUUUUAGAUAUUCCAAUGCCUGGGCAUCCACUAGGAGCCAUGGAAGACGUUGAUAAGCUUCAUCAAUUAAUCAAAGACCAUGAUGCUGUUUUCUUAUUGACAGAUUCAAGAGAAAGCCGUUGGCUCCCUACCGUAAUUUGUUCAUCACUCAAUAAGCUGGCAUUUACAGUGGCACUGGGAUUUGACUCAUAUUUGGUCAUGAGACACGGUGUAGAACAGCCAGAAUCAGGAGAAUUAUUGAAACUCGGCUGUUACUUUUGUAAUGAUGUCACAGCGCCGGGGAAUUCAAAAACUGACCGAACCUUGGAUCAGCAAUGUACAGUUACGAGACCUGGUGUUUCUUACAUUGCUUCGUCAUUAGCUGUCGAGCUUUUUGUAUCAUUUUUGCAAGAUAGAGAAAAGUGCAGUGUUAAUGCAAACUAUGAAGGCAUACUCGGUUCGAUUCCGCAUUCAAUACGAGGGUUUUUGUCAAAUUUCAACCAAAUCAUGCUGUGCACUCCAGCUUUUGUGCAAUGCAUCGCAUGCUCAGUUAAG
This is a messenger RNA of Cimex lectularius (bed bug), 2027 nucleotides long. It is a transcript of the gene Atg7, whose product is annotated as ubiquitin-like modifier-activating enzyme ATG7. Gene Ontology annotation, molecular function: Atg8 activating enzyme activity; Atg12 activating enzyme activity. The record is from RefSeq and is a predicted model, not a curated record. NCBI's taxonomy places the organism in Eukaryota, Metazoa, Arthropoda, Insecta, Hemiptera, Cimicidae. Gene Ontology annotation, biological process: piecemeal microautophagy of the nucleus; autophagosome assembly; protein modification by small protein conjugation. Gene Ontology annotation, cellular component: phagophore assembly site; cytoplasm.